UUUGAAUUUGUUAUUAGACGAUACAUUGUUACAUAGUUGUAAAUAAAAUGAGUUCUACAACAGCAGAUUUUUCAGAAAUGAGAAAGUCUACAGUUAUUGAUGAGAUAUAUAACAGAGGUGCGCAUACUAGUGUUAAGAAAAAACCUCAAAAAUUAAUGAUUUUAAAACCACUGAACCUUAUUAGUAUUAAAAAGGAAAUUGAAGAAGAGUUAGAACACUAUGAACAAGAAAUCCUUUCCACUAAAGUUAGUGGUAAAGAAGAGAAUCAGGAAGUGCUUACAACAAUACAGGAAGAGGAUACUGAAUUUCAAAAAUCUACUUUGAUGAAGGAUGUUACCAAUUACCCAGAUUCUCAGUCUUUAAAAAUUUUAUCCGAGAAUAAUGAUAAAUGCUUAAUUGAAAAGCCGAAGAAUACUUUAUGUCUUAAUUCAAAGGCCAGUUACAUGUCACAAGUAAAAGAAAACAUAAAUCUUCAAGAGCAGCGAAACGAUAGCUUUGACCUGGAUUUCUCUGCGUUAUCCUUAUUAACUCCAGUGAAGCAAAAUGAUAAUAAUAUAAGCCAUACCAUGAAUGUUAUAAAACCAGAACAACCAAGAGAACAUUUUCAACAUUUCAUUACACCAAAGAUUAAUACUACCCUGUCCAAACAUCAGUAUAGUUUAUCAAAGAAAUCAUUUUUGAAAACUCCUAUUAACAUUUUCAACAGUAAUUCUGCAAGAAGACUUAUUGGUACACCAUGUAAACCUGAAAAAAUAUCUCCAACAGGUCUUGAAAAUCAACAUGAUCUUAAAAGUGAAGAUAAGAGAAACAACAGCACUAUUUCAAAUUACAAAAUAGUUACACCAUCACAUAAAGACACCAUGAAAGUCAGUCAAACUGUACUUAAUAGUAAUAAUGAAGAUGCUCCAUGUUCUAAUCCAAUGAAUUCUUUGAGAGAUGAGACAUUUAAAAGAAUACGAGUAAAUGACAUAGAGUAUAUUAUAUUUAACCUUUUAGGUAAAGGAGGAAGUUCUGAAGUAUAUCAGUGUUACAAUGUGGAAAGGAAGUCACAUGUAGCUAUAAAAUGUGUUGCUUUGGACAAUUCUGCUUCAGCGAAUGAUUUUAUAAAUGAAGUUAAAUUGUUACAACGAUUACAAAACUGCAAUAAAAUAAUAAAGAUGUACGAUUACGAAAUAUUGGAAACUCAGAAAAAAAUGUUAGUGGUAUUAGAAAAAGGUGGUAAAGAUUUAUCUACAAUUUUAAAACAGUUAGCUGGGCAAAAGUCACAUAUACCAAUGUAUAUGCUCUUAUUUUAUUGGAUGGAAAUGUUGUACGCAGUUAGACAGAUACAUUCAAAUGGCAUUAUACAUUCAGAUUUAAAACCUGCAAAUUUUUUGAAAGUAGACGAAGGCCUGAAGUUAAUAGAUUUUGGUAUUGCUUCCUCGGUACAGACUGAUAUGACCAGCGUUAUCAAAACAAAACAGGAAGGUUCUUGCAAUUAUUUAAGCCCUGAAGCCUUAAAUAGUGAUAAUACAAAUUUUGGAAGUACAAACACUGAAAAAUAUAAAAUACAUUACAAGUCAGAUGUGUGGUCUCUAGGCUGCAUCUUGUAUCAGUUUGUGUACAGGCGGACACCUUUUCAGCAUAUCACACAACUGUGGCCAAAACUUGCUGCAAUAAUGAAUCCAGAACAUGAAAUUAAUUAUCCUCACGUGGACUGGGUUUCCCCAAAAAUUAUUGGUACUAUUAAAAAAUGUUUGCAAUAUAAUGUAAAAUCAAGGCCUUCAGUUGAUGAAUUAAUUGUAGAGUAUGAAUCCAUUUUGUAUAGUAUCUAGAACUGUUUAAUAUUUGUUAUUAAAAGACUGAUUUUAGCAGUAUAAGUAUUUUGUUUUUAUUGAAAAGUGUAAAAUUGUGGGAUUGGACGUGUGAGUCAUAGUUAUAGUUAUACAUACAACAUGUCAGCUGGUAAUAGUUAAAGUGGUCAUAUUUUAAUAAUGAAGCUCAUACCAUUUUGUUGGUGCCACAUAUUGACUUUUUGAACAAAGCAAGAGAAAAUUUAACUAUAAGUGGCCGAGCGUGAGAUCUCGAAAAAUAUUAUUUGGUGGGCAGUUUUGGUGAUGCAUGUGUUGGGAUUUCAGCAACUGUAAGAAAUAGAAAAAUUGUUAAAUAAGUAAAGUUUUGGGUCAUUCUGCCACUAACUUAAUUAUGCUCGCAGACUGUCUUGGUUUUUUCUUAAUUUUUGUUUUUGUGUUGUAUGGACAUUACCUCUAAGAAAUAAAUAUUUAAUUAUA
Messenger RNA from Anoplophora glabripennis (Asian longhorned beetle), 2270 nucleotides. RefSeq names its product dual specificity protein kinase Ttk (gene Mps1). The record is from RefSeq and is a predicted model, not a curated record. Gene Ontology annotation, cellular component: nucleus; kinetochore; spindle. Gene Ontology annotation, biological process: mitotic spindle assembly checkpoint signaling; peptidyl-serine phosphorylation; protein localization to kinetochore. The coding region runs from base 48 to 1814 and encodes 588 amino acids. The transcript has a single exon. Gene Ontology annotation, molecular function: ATP binding; protein serine/threonine/tyrosine kinase activity; protein serine/threonine kinase activity. NCBI's taxonomy places the organism in Eukaryota, Metazoa, Arthropoda, Insecta, Coleoptera, Cerambycidae.